Messenger RNA from Microplitis mediator, 528 nucleotides. Its product is annotated as speckle-type POZ protein B-like. Gene Ontology annotation, molecular function: ubiquitin protein ligase binding. Gene Ontology annotation, biological process: regulation of proteolysis; proteasome-mediated ubiquitin-dependent protein catabolic process. The record is from RefSeq and is a predicted model, not a curated record. The transcript has a single exon. Gene Ontology annotation, cellular component: cytoplasm. The coding region runs from base 1 to 528 and encodes 175 amino acids. NCBI's taxonomy places the organism in Eukaryota, Metazoa, Arthropoda, Insecta, Hymenoptera, Braconidae.
AUGACUCAUGAUUAUGAAGAACUUUACAACACUAAAAUGGGUUGCGAUACUAUUAUCAACGUGGGUGAUAAAGAAUUCCAGGCUCACAAAACCAUUUUAAUGGCACGGAGUCCCGUUUUAGCUGCAAUGUUUUAUCAUGAUAUGAUUGAAAAAAAAGAAAAUAAAAUAUCUAUACCAGACAUUACUCCAGAGACCUUCGAAAAGGUCUUAAAAUAUAUCUACACUGAUGAAAUAACUGAUCUGGAUGCGGAUGCUGAACGUUUAUUAGAAGCCGCAGACAAAUACCAGCUACAGUCACUUAAAGAAAUGUGCCAAGAAUCGCUUAGUGGAACUCUAACUGUUGACAAUGCAUUAAAAAUAAUGACUUUAGCUGACCGCCAUAGUGCCAAAGAUUUAUUAGAAUUUACGAUUGAUUAUAUGGCAUCAAAAAUUAAAGAUAUUAUCGUGACUGAAGACUUUCAAGUCCUUGAAAAAUCAAAUGUUACUGAGGUAUUUGGAUUAAUAAAGAAAUUAUCAUCUCAUAAGUAA